AUGAGAUUUGUCUCGACUAUCUUGUUUUCUACAUUGGUCAUCAUCAGCGCCAAUGCCAACCACCUUCCAACUGCAGACUUUGGAGAAGGCUGCCUUAAUGUGCAAGAUGAUGGAAGCAGGGCUCAAGUCCCUGAUUUUGAAACCCAUGAUUCAUUCUUGGUAUCUCCGGAAUCUCGAUUCCGUUUCAGCUCCGAUGGCCGCCAUGACAACCAAGCUGUGCGAGUCGAACCCACUGUGAAAAUUGUUUCAGAUGACAAUGCGUGGUCUAUUGAUGCUUUCAGCACUACCUAUCAACAUGAUGAACAUGAGGCUUGGUACAAGAGUAAUAAUCAUGGAAAAUUUGCUGCUAGUCCUACUUGGAGCUCUGAAUCUGUCUGCCAAUGCCGAUGCACACCAUACUUUUCAGAUUGUGAUCUCUGA
Messenger RNA from Cylindrotheca closterium, 420 nucleotides. The record is from the annotation of a GenBank genome assembly. NCBI's taxonomy places the organism in Eukaryota, Bacillariophyta, Bacillariophyceae, Bacillariales, Bacillariaceae.